Trichosurus vulpecula (common brushtail) is the source of this 552-nucleotide messenger RNA. RefSeq names its product 60S ribosomal protein L19-like. Gene Ontology annotation, cellular component: cytosolic large ribosomal subunit; ribosome. Gene Ontology annotation, biological process: translation. NCBI's taxonomy places the organism in Eukaryota, Metazoa, Chordata, Mammalia, Diprotodontia, Phalangeridae. Gene Ontology annotation, molecular function: structural constituent of ribosome; RNA binding. The record is from RefSeq and is a predicted model, not a curated record. Bases 1 to 552 code for a protein of 183 amino acids. The transcript has a single exon.
AUGAGCAUGCUGAGGCUUCAGAAGAGGCUUCCCUCCAGCGUCCUUCGAUGUGGAAAGAAGAAGGUAUGGCUUGACCCCAAUGAAACCAAUGAAAUUGCCAACACCAAUUCCCGCCAGCAGAUCCGGAAGCUGAUUAAAGAUGGGCAAGAUAUCAGGAAGUCCGUUACUGUGCAUUCUCGCGCCAGAUGCCGGAAAAAUUUUCUGGCUCGACGGAAGGGCAGGCACAUGGGUAUGGGUAAGAAAAAGGGUACUGCCAAUGCUCCUAUGCCUGAGAAGGUGACACGGAUGAGGCAAAUGAGGAUUCUGCACCGUCUGCUCCGAAGAUACUGUGAAUCCAAAAAGAUUGACCACCACAUGUACCACAGCCUGUAUUUGAAGGUGAAGGGAAAUGUGUUCAAGAAUAAGCGAAUCCUCAUGGAGCACAUUCAUAACCUGAAGGCAAACAAGGCCCGGAAGAAGCUCUUGGCUGACCAGGCUGAAGCUCCCCGGUCCAAGACCAAGGAAGCACGAAAGUGUGGGAAGACUGUCUGCGGGUUAAGAAAGAGGAGAUAA